Enterospora canceri is the source of this 630-nucleotide messenger RNA. The record is from the annotation of a GenBank genome assembly. NCBI's taxonomy places the organism in Eukaryota, Fungi, Microsporidia, Enterocytozoonidae.
AUGAAAUACUGGUUCAUUGAUAAAGAUAAUAAGGAGUAUGUGGCAGCAGUAGGAUACAAACCAUUGGAUAGAAAUGAAGUAUACGAUUUAAUGUCUAAAGAGCAAACAGUAACAUACGUGAAUGACAUUUACUCAAAAUACACUGUAGAAUACAAUAAUCAGUUUGAUUUGAAAGUAUGCACCAAAGAUCAGGUUAAAAUUAGCAAAGGACACAGGUUUGUGACUGAAAGCUACGAUCAACAUCAGAAGAAGAAACUCACUGAAUUGGAAUUUGAUGGAGAAAAGGCAUGCGAGGAAGAAGAGUUCAUAAUUUAUGAGAAUGAUGGAAUAUAUUACGUCAAAUUCAACUGUGGUUGCUCAUUUAGGGAUUUUAAAGAUGUUCAAACGAUAAAGAAGGCACAAAAAUGGAUAGAGAACAAAUUUAAAGAGAAUGGACAGGGUAAUUCAGAACACGUGUCUUAUUUCUGUUACGGAGGAGAAAGGGAACAGUUUUGGUUCAAAGCAGUGGAUGUCAGCGGAUUUUAUGAAAAUGCAUUUCCCAUUUUUGUUGAUGACUUUGUGAAGAACCUGGAAAUUGAUUGUGACUUCUACAAGAAUGAUGUAAACUACAUCGAAGACAUCUACGAAUAA